UGCGACUGUAAGUGUUCUUCAAAUCCAAAAUUGAAAUUCAUCAUCGACGACAAGCAUGGCAGUGCGCGCGGAUGGCGAAAUUCAUUGCAGCAAUCCAAUCAUUAUUCGUAUCCGUAAAAACCGCUUGGAUUGUGCAAAUCUUCGAAGCUAUUUCGAGAGGGUGGGAGAAUCGGAGAGCAGGGGUGGGUAUGGGGUAGCCAAUUUUGCCAAAUUAACCCUAGAAAGAGGGGCCGAUAUUGAGAAACCAUAUUUACGCAUAUUACUUCCUGUCCAUGACUCAAAUUUGUUGGCCCCUUUGACAAAAAUCUUGGUAUUGUCUCACCCAUCAUCGGACAGAUCACAACAAGGUUGUUUCGAAUGCGAAACGGAAAACGCCGAUUUCAGGCGAAUUGACUGACGGAAGAAACGCCGACGGCGAUCGUGAAGUAAUCAAUUAGUUCUACGAUGAUGGGUGGGCUUCAAAAUCAAGGUUUUGAUCCGCCCUCCCAAUCCGUCGAAUCUUCUAGAUCAAAGACGAGGCUUUACAGAGUUUGGAAGGGUCGCAAUAAAUUUAUAUGUGGUGGGAGGUUGAUCUUUGGUCCCGACGGCGGGUCCGUUGUUUUGUCGACCUUCUUGAUAGGGGUGCCCGCCGUAACAUUUUGUAUAUCGAUGCUUCUAAGGAUCCCAAAAGUUGACGAGUUGUAUGGGCGUAUCGUAUUGAUAGUAGGAGUUGUCCUAACAGUAUUGGACUUGAUUUUUCUGUACAUGACUUCUGCGACAAAUCCCGGAAUCAUUCCUAGGAGCACACAGCUCCCGGAAUGCGACAAUGUGUCCGAAUUCUUGGGAUCUAUGGAUUGGAUCAGCAGUGCAAGUCUCGACCUUCGGAUCCCGAGAACAAAGGAUGUUAUUGUGAAUGGCCACACGGUGAAAGUGAAGUUCUGUGAUACUUGUUUGUUGUAUCGCCCUCCCCGAGCUUCUCAUUGCUCCAUCUGCAAUAACUGCGUCCAGAGGUUUGAUCAUCACUGUCCUUGGGUGGGCCAGUGUAUCGGCGUUCGAAACUACCGCACAUUCUAUUUGUUUGUAUCAACAUCGACAAUCUUGUGCUUAUACGUUUUCAUAUUUUCUUGGAUGAACCUCCUAAGAGAACCAGGCCGCAUAUGGAGAUCCAUGUCAAGGGAUAUGGUAUCGGUUGUGCUAAUAAUCUACUGCUUCAUUUCGGUGUGGUUUGUUGGCGGGCUUAGCGUCUUUCACUUCUACCUAAUUUGCACCAACCAGACAACAUAUGAGAACUUCCGGUAUCGUUAUGACAAGAAAGAAAAUCCAUAUAAUCGAGGAAUGCUCAAGAACUUGAAGGAAAUAUGUUUCUCAAGGACAGUGCCUUCACUUGUCAAUUUCCGGGAAUGGGUGGCCGAAGAAGACUAUUCUAGUAUGGCAUCCAUAAGUAGAAAAUUUGGUGUGGACACUCUGAAGUCGAAUGGCAAGAUAGACCUGGAACUUGGAGUCAUUAGCAAGGACGGUAAAUCUGUCCCGACUAUUCUGCAGAAUUUAGAUUAUAGUGGAAUCAAAGACAGCUUCAAGAAAGGUACCAAAGAUGGAAAGCCCAACCUUGACCCGAUAUUUUUAUCCUUCGAUGAAGAAGGCUCUGCCGCAGAAGAUGCUAGCACCAUUGAUGAUAAUGGGACAGAUGAUCGUCCUCAGAAGGCAUCGGCUGCAGGGCCUCGGAGAUAAAAGCAUGAAAGGGUCGAUGAAUCCAUUCCUAAGAGGUGAAGUCGAUGAAAUCAUUCUGGGAGGAGGAUGCGCCACAAGUUACCUUAGAGGAAAAUCUGGCAGGCUAUUAAGCUUGACCGGUGGUUUAUCUAGAGCGCACACGAAAAGUAGCGGUUGCAGAUUCUCACGGAAAAAAAAUAAAAAUUAGAUAGCUAAAUGAAUUAAAAUAUGCCCAUUUUUGCUGCUCAUAAGCCUGAGGUUAGGUUGUAAUAACACCACCAAUAUUGAAUUCUCCUAAUUAAAAUAUAAAUUAUUAUUAUUAUUAUUUUAUUGCUAUUGUUAUUGUUGUUGUUGCUAUGUUGUUGUAACUGAUUGAUUAGAUGAAGUAAUUGAAGGAGUUUGAUAUUGAAUUGUGUAAAAGAAUAUCAUGAAUAAUGUAAGAAAUGUAUUGUAUAAGUGGAUGUGUUUGGUUGCAAGUUAGCGAGGUGUAGAUGAAAGUUUGAAUUUAAUGUUGAGCAACAAGAUAUUUUGAUUGUAAAUUGAGUUACAAUGUA
Messenger RNA from Andrographis paniculata, 2240 nucleotides. RefSeq names its product probable protein S-acyltransferase 1. The record is from RefSeq and is a predicted model, not a curated record. Gene Ontology annotation, cellular component: endoplasmic reticulum; Golgi apparatus. Gene Ontology annotation, biological process: protein targeting to membrane; peptidyl-L-cysteine S-palmitoylation. Gene Ontology annotation, molecular function: protein-cysteine S-palmitoyltransferase activity. The transcript is spliced from 7 exons. NCBI's taxonomy places the organism in Eukaryota, Viridiplantae, Streptophyta, Magnoliopsida, Lamiales, Acanthaceae. Bases 445 to 1707 code for a protein of 420 amino acids.